This is a messenger RNA of Cotesia congregata, 1653 nucleotides long. NCBI's taxonomy places the organism in Eukaryota, Metazoa, Arthropoda, Insecta, Hymenoptera, Braconidae. The record is from the annotation of a GenBank genome assembly.
AUGUUUCUUAAUGAGACACUUGUGCUGCUGACGUACACAGCUAAUAUGAUGGCGACUUUGCCAAAUGAAACCAGUUCAAAAAAUUUCAGUAAUAUAAAUGUUGAUGGUCAUAGUGACAGUGAAGCUAAUAAUAAUUAUUUAAUAACAACUUUGUCACCCGAAGAAGAAGAAAAUAAAUUUAAUUUAGAAGAUGAUUGGUAUAUGUGGCGAUGUUAUCAGCCUUACGGUUGUUUUUAUAUCGGAGCACCUUGGUCGGGUGAAAAUCGACCGGUAUCAACAUUUCCAGGUCGUCCGGAAAGCGUCGACCCUCACUAUAUGCUCUACACUCGAGAACGUUCAAAUGACCCAUAUGAGCUGCUAAUUGAUCAGUUGGACAUUAUUCGAAAAUCACCGUUGAAAAAUAAUGUAACCCUUUACUUUAUUGUUCACGGGUACCUUGACAAUGGCGACAAAACAUGGAUUUUAAGAACAAAACGUGAGUUGCUGAUACGUGAAGACUGCAAUGUAGUGGUGGUUAAUUGGAUUGCGGGAGCAGGGCCUCCAUAUCCUCAGGCCGUUGCCAAUACAAGACUUGUUGGUGCAAUGACGGCUAGAUUGGCAAUGCAAUUGAUACAAGAAGCUGGUGUACCUGAACAUCGUUUUCAUGCCAUUGGUCACAGUCUCGGAGCACAUACAUGUGGUUACAUAGGCUACUACUUACGUGUGCAAUAUGGUUACAAACUUGGACGAAUUACUGGCUUAGAUCCAGCAGAACCUCACUUCAGUAAUACUUCACCGAUGGUAAGAUUAGAUCCAACAGACGCCGAAUUUGUGACAGCUAUUCAUACAGACUCGAGCCCUUUUGUUACUGGCGGGCUAGGAAUCACCCAGCCAGUUGGUCACAUCGACUUUUAUCCAAACGGCGGACGUAACCAACCGGGAUGCAACCAUGGUGUGCUCAAUUCUAUUACACUUGAACGCGGAAGUUUUUUUCGCGGAAUUAAAAGAUUUCUUGGGUGCAAUCAUAUUCGCAGUUAUGACUAUUUCAUAGAGAGCAUCAACACAAAUUGUCCAUUUAUCGCGGUUCCUUGUUCCUCGUGGAGUAACUUUCAAGAGGGAAAGUGUUUUGACUGCAUAAGAGGACAUUAUAAGAUAACAAUAAAUAUUUCCAAGACAGCAGAGAGCGUAGACCACGGCGGCGAAGUCGGUAUGUUUGUUAUAAGAGUAAUUGGAGCGGCUACUAAUGAUAGCAAUCAUAAUUAUGAGCACGAUAGUGAUCGUGACAGUGAUAUAAAAAUAUCAGAAAGACUUGAAAUUAGCGAGGCGUCAAAGUAUUACGAGCCCGGAAGUAGCCAUACUGUUGUACUACCUGGUGAAAUUGUCGGAACUCCUGAAGCCGUUGAAAUAACAUGGGAAUACCAAACUUCUGUGUUUAAUCCAUUAACUUGGCGUCUAUUACAUAAGCCAAAAGCUUACAUUGAUUCUUUGAGAAUUGAUAGCUUGGAAGCCGGUCAAGGUUACUGUGUUUUAAAAUUGGGCAGCCGAUUUAUUGAAUAUCAGAGUAUAACAGUUUGUCCCGACGAAGGCAAAACAAUCACAGCGAAUGAACCUAAAAUAUUGACCGCAGAAAAUUGCCGCUAUCACACACCAGAUUCAAAUGUAAUAUCACAUUAA